UACUCGGUCACCCCGCCGAUACGGGUGGGUUCCGCGCGCGAGGAGUCGAUCUAUCUCUACCACCCGCGCGUACCUCUUACUCUCGUUCGCUCGUCUCGCCAAUCGUAAUCAAUCUCACGCGAACUUUUCCCUGCCAACGGAGAGGGGACUCGCCCCUCUGGAUACGCGACACGUUGUGCCCCCUGUAUCCCCGUCGCCAGGAUACGGGUAUCGAGGGAUCCCCGAUCUGUGCGAAUCCGUGUGUGCGGGAACGUGGUGCCGCAACCGGUCAGCGCGCGUGCACCAGGCGACGAUCGAUCGACUCGGGAUACAAUACGAUCCAGAGAGGCGAUGGACGGAACCAUCCCCCUGCGGGACGAUAGAUAAGGAGCUCAGAGGAAGAACGGCUGCAUUAUUUAUCGAAAGCGUUUCACCGGGAUCGUCGUCGGAAUAUUCUCGAUCACCAUCAAUCAUCCGAGAAAGAUCCCUGUGGAAAAGUAACUGAAGCGCGAGGCAUCGCAUUGGAGAACACCGAGGCUCGUCGUAAGACGAGAACCGCGUGAUCGAGUCGAAGGUCUCGAAGUGCCUCUCAUCCGUGAGAUAGCACGCUCGCCCGAGAUGGUCAUGUGACUGUCGGCCGUCGACGUCCUACAUUCGGCCCAUCUCUCCCGAGGGAUGUCCUCCGCGGGUACCGCCUGCACGGACGCCGAGGAGGACGCCGAGGAUGUGGAGAACGACGUCACGGGUACAUCGGCGCAAUCGUCACGUUACCUGUUGUCGUCGUCGUCGUCGUUGUCGCGAAUUCGUCACCGUCGCCGCGCGAGCGAUCACUUGGAAGGAUUGCGGUUAGAUGGGUCAUCGGUCGUGCAUCGUCCGCCAUCGUCCGACGACACUUCCGGGAGCAUUGUCGAGGACACGCGCCCAUCGACGCCCCGGGCGCGCGGAUAAGACGAGGGGUCCGUCUCGCUCAUCGCGAUCGCCAACAACGUAUAUAAUUGUCCUCGAGGGACGACGGCCAGGUGGAUCGAUCCGAUCGAUCGUCCUUCUCCACGACGACUCGAUUAUUGGGAAUUUCCGGCCGAUAUUCACUCCGAACGGAUUCGGCGAAUUGCUCGUUCGUCCCCGCGAACGACUGACGGCUGGGCCGAUUGAUAGAUCGACAUCGACGGCCGUCGUCUUCGACGUCGAGUUGAGAAAGUCGAUAAACGAGUUCGUCGAAUCGAGCGUGCACUAUUGGCAGGCACGCGUGGUUGGAAUUCCAGACAAGCAUCGGGCGUGCAAAUCGAUAAGUGAAUUCGAAGCGUGCUCGAGGGCCCUCGAAGAGCCAGGUGGACCAUCGAUCAGCAGCACGGUGGUCGCUGAGCGGUCCUCUGGGUCGAUAGACACGUUAAUCCCGUCGAGCAUCGUCGGCCUCCCCGUUCGAUCGUAUUCAAUCCGAUUCGUAAAAUCGAUCUGGAGAAAUAAUAGGAUAAACAGACCGACAGGAAUCGUCGAUCUCGAAAAACGAUUUCCGAUAAUCGCUCGAUUGGUUCUACCCUUUCAUCGACUAUCAAACCAGCAAACGAUUACACGUGUCGGACACGUGUCAAUUUUCCCGAGUGGAUCGAUAAAUCAGUUUUUUCAGCCGGCCAUCCCUAAGACGCUCGAACUCUACGAAACGAUCCACUUCUUCUCCUCAUCGUGGUCGAGGGGAUCGUUGAUUCUCGUAACUGCCUCGUUUCGAGCUGCCGCGAUGACGUUCAGAAGGAGGACGUCAUUCAGGUGACGAAAAAAGUCGUCGAUCUUAUCCUCGUCAUCGUUCAUCGAAGAAUUGUCGACUUUUCGGAAGACGGUGAUAAACGGCACGAGGAUCUACGACAAGAGAAAUCUUCCAAGGAAUUCGAGGCCUCCUUCGUUUUUCGUUACUUUAUCCGCCGAAAGCUUCGGCUGAUUUAGAAAUCGCGCCGAAUCGAAACGUCAAAGAAGAAGAAAACGAAUUUGGAAUUUGUCCCAAGUGCCAUAAGCCACGGAGAGUGCUUCGAUUGAUUUGCCGGAAGUGAUGAUGGGAAACUGAGUGCUUUUUCCUGUCGCUCGAGAGUGUCGCGAAUUUGUGAAAUUUUUCUGAAAACUGAGCGCUCGCUCUCCGAAAAGGACUGCUUGUUGUUACACGCUUAUGCAAAAUCGCAUCAAAACUCGUGUUUCGUGCUUAUCUCGGACUAGUGCCGGUGAUGGACCGUUUUCGUGCGUGCACGCGCGCGGGUGCCGAUCUAAAUGAAUCACGAUGAUGGAUCGCCGCGUUCGAGUGACAUCGCCAACGAAUUUGAGUGCGUGAGGUGUACCGUUGCUUUUGUUACAAAUUACCGAGAGAGAUACUCAUCUGAGGUAAGAUUACCGGGCUAAAAGCAGCAAGAAGAGACAGAGAAAAAAAGAUACGAAGGAUUUUCAUCAUGUGUCACGGGCGGCUUGAGAUCAUACUAGCCGGUAGAGGCUGGCCGAGAUCCUGAUAGCCACCGCAGCGACCAGGAUCUGGGACCAUUCAACGAAGAAAGGAUGCCAGGGGGCCGCAGGGGCCUGGUAGCCCCCCAAAACACGUUUCUGGAGAACAUCAUACGACGCAGUAGCAGUCAACCCGACAGCAGUUUCCUACUGGCAAACGCCCAGAUCGUCGACUUCCCGAUCGUCUAUUGCAACGAGAGCUUCGUCAAGAUCUCCGGCUACAACCGCGCCGAGGUUAUGCAAAAGUCAUGCCGCUGUGGAUUCAUGUACGGGGAGCUGACGGACAAAGAAACGAUCGCCAGGAUCGAGGAGUGCCUCGAGGGCCAGAUUCACGAUCAAUUCGAGAUUCUACUGUACAAGAAGACCAAGACACCAUUAUGGCUGCUGCUGCAAAUAGCGCCCAUAAAAAACGAACGAGACCUCGUGGUCUUGUUCUUCAUAAAGAAAGAAUUUGUUCUUGAAGUAUAUUUUAAAAUAUCACGUUUCUUCUUUCAGAUGAUGUCUUUAAGCGGCGAUGUUAUGCCGCAAUACAGACAGGAAGCACCAAAAACGCCACCGCAUAUCCUACUGCAUUACUGUGCAUUUAAAGCGAUCUGGGACUGGAUAAUUUUGUGUUUGACCUUUUACACAGCCAUCAUGGUGCCGUAUAACGUUGCCUUUAAAAACAAGACCAGCGAGGACGUCUCCCUGCUGGUUGUCGACAGUAUCGUCGACGUGAUAUUCUUCAUCGACAUAGUGCUAAAUUUUCACACAACAUUCGUCGGUGCUGGUGGCGAAGUGGUGUCUGAUCCGAAGGUAAUCAGAAUGAACUAUCUGAAAUCUUGGUUCAUCAUAGAUCUGCUAAGCUGUCUACCGUAUGAUGUGUUUAACGCCUUCGAUCACGACGAGGACGGGAUAGGUAGUCUGUUCUCGGCCCUGAAGGUGGUACGAUUGCUGCGACUCGGCAGAGUCGUACGCAAGCUAGAUCGUUAUCUGGAGUACGGUGCCGCGAUGCUCAUUCUUCUGCUCUGUUUCUACAUGUUGGUUGCUCACUGGCUGGCCUGUAUCUGGUAUUCGAUAGGAAGAUCAGACGCCGACGCCGGGGUACAAUAUUCGUGGUUGUGGAAGUUGGCCAAUGUUACCCAGUCACCUUACAGCUACUUGUGGACCAAUGCCAGCACCGCACCUGAACUUGUAGCCGGCCCAUCACGUCGCACGAUGUAUGUCACUGCUCUUUACUUCACGAUGACUUGCAUGACCUCCGUGGGUUUUGGGAACGUUGCGGCUGAGACCGACAACGAGAAGAUUUUUACCAUCUGCAUGAUGAUCAUUGCUGCCUUAUUGUACGCUACGAUCUUCGGUCACGUCACCACGAUCAUCCAGCAAAUGACGUCCGCCACCGCCAAGUAUCAUGACAUGUUGAACAAUGUAAGGGAAUUCAUGAAGCUGCACGAAGUGCCGAAAGCCCUCAGUGAGCGCGUCAUGGAUUACGUCGUCAGCACUUGGGCGAUGACCAAGGGUCUAGACACGGAUAAGGUUCUCAACUACUGCCCCAAGGACAUGAAGGCCGACAUCUGCGUGCAUCUCAAUCGGAAGGUCUUCAAUGAACAUCCCGCCUUCAGAUUAGCGUCUGACGGGUGUCUGCGCGCUUUGGCGAUGCACUUUACCAUGUCGCACAGCGCACCCGGCGAUCUGCUGUAUCACACGGGAGAGUCCAUCGACUCCCUAUGCUUCAUCGUGACCGGCAGCCUCGAGGUCAUACAGGACGACGAGGUGGUGGCGAUUCUGGGGAAGGGUGAUGUUUUCGGCGACAGUUUCUGGACGAAUCCAUCAAUCGGCCAAAGUGCGGCGAACGUUCGAGCGCUCACUUACUGCGACCUGCACACAAUCAAGCGGGAUCGGCUGUUGGAAGUGUUGGACUUUUAUCAGGCUUUUGCAAAUUCCUUCGCCAGGAAUUUGAUCCUGACUUACAACUUGAGUCACCGGCUCAUCUUUCGAAAAGUCGCCGAUGUCCGUCGAGAAAAAGAAUUGGCCGAGAGAAGGAAAAACGAGCCGCAGUUGGAUCAGGCGCAGGAUCAUCUAGUUCGCAAGAUCUUCUCGAGGUUCAAGAGCGACGGGGAAGGCCAAAUCGGUAUAACCAGGAUUAUGAGCGGACGGUCCCAGCAGGAUUCCGAUGAGGAGCUCACCGUCAACGUCCUGCCGCCCUGGCCGAGUUUUAGAUUUCGCCGAGAGAGACACACUGCCGAUGUGGAAAAGGGCGAUGGUAAGGAUGCCAAGGAUGGCGAAACGUCACAUGCUAGGAAGCCAUCCGUCGCCGAGGAAGGAGGUACAAACGUCGCGAAAACGCGGCCAGGCAAAUGGGGCCGUUUAUUAGGUAGCUCGAGUUUAGACUCCGGCAGCGAAUCGGGCACGGCUGGUGACACGUUCAAGCGGUCUCUCAGCGCAAGAGACUCGCGUCCAAGUUCCAGCGUCGCCACCAACAAAGUCUUCCCGAAGCUUGGCAAGUUGGGAGGCACGAUUGAGGAGGCCAGCGAUAACGUUGAAAAUCCGAAGGAAGCUCAGCAACAGCAGAUACAACAACAACAGCAGACCCUCGCCGUGGACUCGAAGCAGCUGCAGCUACGACGCCUGGAGAGCUACGAUGGUGGUUUGAUCACGCAUCAGCCGAGCCACGAGCGAGAGAUUCUCGCGGCAGUGCUAGAAGUGAAGGUGGACCUGAAGUUGGAGGUGCAGAGGGUGAAUCAACGGCUUGCCAAGAUCGAGGACAUGCUGCAGGCGCUGAUGAACAGGUUACCAGCCGCGGGAACACCGUCAUCCAGUGGCGCUUCUCAGCAAUCUCAGAAGAUCUCCGGGAACUUUGCCCUGGGCGGCAACGGUGGUAUCCAGAAUCAACCGCCCGUCACCCCGAGUUCGGUGACAUUGAUCCAAUCUGCGACACAGACUGCCGAAUACAAACCGUCGAUCGCCACCACGUCAACGUCGACGACGCCAAGCGAGGGCUACCGGGAGCAAUCGACGGCGACAGAGCGCGUGUCCAAGAGCGGGCAGGAGCAUCACCAUCAUCAUCACCAUCACCAUCAGUCGUCGUCAUCAUCGCGGGAUGUGAACAAGGAACUGCUGGAGCGGCUGACGCAGGCCUCCACGUCGCGCGGCGACGACUCUAACGCUCUGGGGCCGCUGAUCCUGCGCAAGCGACGCAGCAAAUCGCGCAACAAAGGCGCGGCGCCGCUCGCACCGCUCGCCACGCAGCCGAUGAGCCCAACGGAAGUCACGGAGACCACGCAGAUGCUCGAGUGCACCGAUGACCGGGACUCAACCGGGGGUGGACCGACCGACAGGAGUACCACUGACCGGACCGCCGAGAGGUCCGAACGUAAAAGACCGCCACCCAGACCGAGAGAGUAUUUGUGAAAGUUCUUCUCGCGUCGCAUUAUUUCCUUUUCUCCUCUUUUUUUCAAAACAAUUCGCCGCGACGCGGUCAAAGAUUCAUCGUCCGAUACGCUUGUUAGUUCAGCAUUUAAUCACGCAAGAACGCGAGUUUGCCGCGAUUAUCUUAUUCUAAAGCUAUAUGCUACAUUGAACAAUAACUACUGUUUCGUUACUCUUUCGUUUGUGUGUACAUGUGCGAGAUGACAUGCCAUGACGGCGAAUCAUCGUUUCGGUGCGGCUUGGAAGAUUUGGAAACUGUCGGUCAUCUUACGUGACACGUGGUCUGGAUCUCUCCAGUAGCAGGACUGAAAUAUCGUGUAAAUUGACUCUCUGCUUCUCGCCGAGUGGCGGACAAAUACAACGUGUCGAUAAUUUUGUUUAUAAAGGUAACAUCUGAUAAUAUAUACAUAUUUAAAUAGUUAAUGAGAAGAACUCCGUAUUUUCGCGCUAAUCGCUUUUCAAGACGAGCGGAGAGAAAGAGAAUGAAAAGAUUUCGUUUCGAGCGAAAUAAAGUGUAAUUCUGCAUGGCCAAAAGCGAUAAAUAAACGAUAAAUAAAUGCUGUCUUAAAUACGAAAUUAUUUGCUUACGACGGCUUCUUCGAGACACAUCGAAACUCUCCGAGGGAGUGUAUUCACUACAGGGAGUAUGUAUCACAUACACAUACACGCACAUAUACACAUACACACACAUAAAUAGAUAUAGAUUCACACGCAUUGCGUAGCGAACUUUGCAGUAGCAUCUCUUUCUCUCUCUCUCUCUCUUUCUCUUUCUCUCUCUCUUUCAUGGCGAUCAUGCUAAAUUUCUAAGCCUCUUCGGCCACGAUCGGUUCACGACAUUAAAUCAGUGUCUCUCUUGACGAGGUAUAGUGUGGCAUUUUGUAAUUAUUAAGUCAAUGAAUCCGGGUGAUAUAAUGGUGGUGUCCAACCGGAUUGUUAAAAACGCAUAGUCCAAAUUGGCCAAAUAUUCUAAUUCUUAACAGAUAUCAUCUCAGAUCUUUUAGAUUCUAAGACAUCGAAAACAUUUAUUACAGUAACAAUAAGAUAAAGACAAAUAGCAAAAUAAUAAAAUAAAGGCUUUAUUUCACGCCGAUAUAAUUCCCUUUGAAGAAAAAUCAGUCAAUUUCGACACGUGAUUUGGACACUACCGACGUUAAGUAAUUCAUCUUGGUUGUGAGAUCUUCGAUUUUUAAAUACAAAUGUACACUUGCGUUUGUUCUUUUCUGUUCUUUUCACUUUGAAUAUAUUAAACGGGACUACUCCGAAUGUGAUGCUGAAUAAUUAGAACGAAACAGCCAAAUCAAAUAUUAAUCAAAAUAAUCGUUUGUCAUACUCGAUAAACAAUCAAUGGAAUUGCAAAUAUAAUCAUCUCGUUCUAUCCAAGAUAGAACGCGAUCUGUGUGUGUAUUGGGUAUUGCAAAUACCUGAUUUAGACGGUUUCGAUUGAAACCGAAUCAAUUUCGAAUUGAUUUUGCUUGAAGUUGAAUAAUUUUUAUAAGUUACAUUAUUUAUUGCAAGAUUUUAGAAUAUUAUUUUCUAUAACAUAUUCGCGCGUAUUAUGUUGGAAUCAUAAAUUAUGAAAAAAUAUUUCUAGUGACGUUUAUAACUUCUGUUAACAUUUUAUAUAUUUCUUGUUAUUUAAUUAUUAUUUGUUUGCUGAUUUAAUAUUUUCGUAUUUAAUGUGACGAGUAAUUACGAAUGGCUACGAAAAGGAAUUUAAAAAGAAUUUAAAAAUUCGCUCGUCAAGUUGAAACGAAAACGUUAAAUAAUAUCGAGAAAAACAAUUUCUCGUGCAAAUAGUACUGUUACACAGAAAUGGCGCUACGCAAAUUCGUAUGACAUGCAUACGAAGCCAAACAGCAAUAUUAGAUGUAUAUAUCUUGUAAUAUGAUAUAUGUAUAUAUAUUUGCAUUUAAUUAUGGGUCAUACAAACGUGAUGAAACAUGCUGCUGCUGCUGUUACUGCAAACGAGAAUGGCGUCUUUGCUAAUAAUUGAAUGAGCCGACAAUCACAAUGUCUUUUUAAGCUUAUAUCAAAUCGAAGCAAACAAAUCUCCGAAUUAUUCGCAAUUUGGAGUUCUGUUACAAAAAUUAGAAAAAUGAUUAGUUUGUAUCGAUAAGUGUCACACCAAGUGUCUUACACUUCAAUUAAAUUUUUUAUUUGAUUUCUAUUUUUUGUAUGCAACGCGAUAGAGAGAAAGUCAGUAUUAUUCCAUUCUCAAAUGACCAUGCGAAGAGCAAAGGCGCGAAUUCUCAUCACAGACAACAUUUGAUCAAAUCGAAAGUAUAGAUGCAAUGCAGAGAUGCGUACAACAGAGAUAUACGCAUAUAUUAUGUAUACAUACAUAUACAAACACACAUAUACGCGCAUAUAUAUAUACAUAUAUGCGUGUAUAUAUAUAAAUAUAAUAAGAGAGAAGAAAAUAAAUAUAGAGAUACAUAUAUACAUAUAUAUAUAUAUAUAUAUAAUUUCAUGUUACGAAAGAUAAACUAUCGAACAGUUACGAAGACUUUGUUAAGUAGAUUUUAGAGACAGAAACGAUACAGCUGGCUCUAUCGUAGUUUAUAUACUUAUAUGCAGAGAGAAAAAAAAGGUUUAACAUUGUUGAAACUGUAGUGAUUAAGUUGACGUCUAUCGCGCGUUGAUCAUGUUGAAAAAGCGCUGACAAGAUUUUUUCAUGACCCAGAUCAUAUCGCGUGGAUCAUAUUACGGGCUGAAAUGCUCGAUUUUUCUGCAAUUUAAUUAUAAAUCUCGUCAAAAAUGAGAAUGCAACACACAUUGAUACGAUUCAUAGAAUACGGGAUCGUCAUCCGUGCGUUUCGAUGACUGGAGCAUAUCUCGACGUAUUUAAAACGAUCGAAAUCUACAUAAUCGAAUAUAACUCGUUUGUCGUAGAAUCAGUCAAACUUUAUAUAAUUUUGAGAUAUUUUUAAUAUCAACAGAAAUUUUAGUCGAUAAAAUAUCGAUCGAUUAUCAGAAUCGAACAACUUAAUUUUUUUCCUGUCUUAAAAAAAGAAAAAAAAAGCAUUAAGAUUCGCGAAAUAUUUAAAUAAUUAUAUCGUAAUAAUAUUGAAGUAGUUUUAAUAAAUUUUCUUUUUUCGAAGAAGCUGAAGAAAACCCAACUCUUGUCAAUUACAGCUGCCUUUUAUCUCCGUCACGGUGGAGAGAUGCGUGAAAUCUGCACGAAGCAUGGAAACGUACGCGAUGCGAGCCCAAAUGGCUUUAAUCCCGCACCUCAUUGCUUAAAAGAUUGUCGUUCAUUGAUCGAAAGGCCGGUCUAUUCGAAACUUUUCGCGACUUCUAUUUCUUCACCGCGAGAUAUACGGCAUGGUACGAUCCAACGAACUGCAAGUAAUAGAUACAUAUUUCAUACUGGAACAACGACACGAGGUUUGCGGUAACGGAAGAAGAAAGAAGACGCGUAUUUAUGAAACUUCAAUUAUAUGUGAAUGAGAGUUUGCUAAUUAAUCCGUGAUAUUAAUGCGUGGCAGAAUUUAACGAAGCAAUAUCACCUUCGAUAAGUCAGAAAUGAUAAUUCCUGUUAACCUUGAAGAUCACAUGCGAGUCUACAAUGUAAAAUCUGGCGUAAUUAAAUAAAGAUGAUGAAUAUUUAAGGAAUUAAUAUGUUAGAAUAAAACAAAUACGGUCGCUCUUAAAAUAUUGAAACUUUAUGAAGCUGCAUUAGUCAUCGACAGAGCUACUGACAUUUAAAUGAACUAGAAAUGAAAAUUGUUGUCUGCCUCCAGUGUGCUCUUCAAGACUAAUUAAAUUAAUUUUGUUAAGUCCUUAAUAGGGCAUAUGUGAUACCGCAGCUUUCCAUAAAUACUAAAUACAUAAGCAAUCUAUAUAUCUCAGAUAAAAGUAUAAAAUCCGAUGAAGGAUUGCUCGUUAAAUAUUGCGCACAGUUUUGUAGGAACAAAUGGCGAGAGGGAAGCAAGAAAAGGCGUACAUAACAAUAAGUGAAUAUAGUUGUAAAAAGAAAUAAUUCUCUCUGUUCGCGCGAUCUGCCCUGACCAAAUACAUCUUAAUUUCACUAUCGUCACUUGCGGCAAUAAUUUUCGCUCAAUUUAUAUUUUUUAAUUUAAUUUUACGCGAUAGAAAUCAUACAGAAAAUAUAGUAAAGAUGUGAAAAGUAUACAUAAGUGCGACAUUUAUAAUACUUAAAAAUGUCAAAAAAUAGUUAUGUUCUCUUUGUGAGAGAUUGAUCAUCUUGUGACUGUGCAGCUUUCAUUGGGCAGAUUGUCAUUGGAAGUAAAAUCGAGAGAAUAUAAAUGCAAUACGAUAUUACGAUUUUUUAUAUCAGCUACUUUGCAAUAAUACAAAACAAUCAUCAUUCGAGUAACAACAUUGUAACACGAGUCGUCGUCCCUGACCUUACGUGCUCGUUGAAACAAAGUUUCAAGUCAAUUUUCGCGACUCGUUACAAGUUACUACACGGCAUGCAGUUACAAGCUUGCAUUCGAAAGUUGCUGCGAAACUUUUGCUCUGUCUUUAAUUAUCAAUAACCAAAAAAAAAAAAAAAAGAAAAAAACAGAUUAAUAUAUCGUUCCUCAUAUUAUUAUUGUUAUUAUGUUUUAUAUUUUAAAUGAAGUAAAAGAAAGUUCCGUCAGAA
Molecule: messenger RNA, 10471 nt
Organism: Formica exsecta
Lineage: Eukaryota; Metazoa; Arthropoda; Insecta; Hymenoptera; Formicidae
Gene: eag
Product: potassium voltage-gated channel protein eag
Exons: 14
Coding region: 2509-5844 (1111 amino acids)
Biological process (GO): potassium ion transmembrane transport; regulation of membrane potential
Cellular component (GO): membrane
Molecular function (GO): voltage-gated potassium channel activity
Source: RefSeq, a predicted model, not a curated record